UGGUCGCUUCCACAGGAAGUCCUGUAGAUGAGCAUAGGAGAUUGGCUCGCUGGGGAACGGAAAAGGCAAUUAAGCAAGACAAGACUGUUAACAGUCCCAGAGCUUGUGGGCUCCGCAGGGCAGUGCUCACCCCACCACCAGGUCCCGGGGCCCAGGGCUGCGUGUUCCACUGGGAGCCUUUGAGAGGCUCCACAGCUCAACACUGCCUCAUUGGGGAUCAAGUUUCCAACACACGAACUUUGAGGGACACAUUUAAACUGCAGCAGGGUUGAGACAAGGGGGCACUGAACCCAGCUAGAAUUGGAGGGGUGACCUCAGGGAAGGCUUCUUGGAGGAGGCAGCCUCUAAGGGCCAAUGCACCAUGGAGCCUGGACAAAGAGGGUCUCGAAAAGUUCGGAAGCUGGGCUCCAGCCGGCGGCGGCAGACAAGAGAGCCAGCCAAUGGCGAAGAUGCUGCGGUGGCCCCAGAGCCAGAGUCCUGGUCAUCUCAGGCAGUGGCAGAACUGCAGGCCUUCUUCCAGGACUGCGGUGCCAAGGAGAGGGGCUUUGUCACCCGCGAGGACCUGGCGGUGGCCAAGUUCAGCUUCCUGGGCGGCGAGGAGGAGCCAGAGAUGAUAUUUGACUGGGUGGACGUGGAGCGGAAGGGACAGCUGUCCCUGGAAGAAUUCAGCUCUGGAAUCAAAAACAUCCUUGGCUCCAGCCAGAGUGCCCACAGGCUCCGCAGAAGGAAGCCACUGCCUUCUAAGCAGGUAUCUGCUACCACCAGCUUCCCAGCCCUGGAGGAGGCCGACGAUGAGGAGAAGGAGGCGUUCCUUGCCUUCAUGGAGCAGCUGGGGACUGGACACUUACUUCCCAAGCAGACAGAAAUCUGGCAGCUGUGGGGGAAGCUGCGGCAGGAGGAGCCCCAGCUGGCAGGUAACCUGGCGGGCUUUGUGGCCAAGAUGACCAGCUGCCUGCAGGAGGCCCAGGCGGAGAAGGAGGCCCUGGAGCUGACCCUGAGGAAGCAAGACUCUGACCACCACCGCAAGGUGCAGCAGCUCUAUGAGGAGAUGGAGCAGCAGAUCCACCAGGAGAAGCAGCAGCUGCAGGCUGAGAGCGACUCUCGGGGUCUGGCCUUCACCUCCCAGAUGCAGGACAUCCUAGAGGCCAAGGAGCAUGAGGUGCAGCGACUAGCUGAGGGCCAGAGGGAGCUGGAGGCCCAGCUCUCCCACCUCAGGAGCACACAUCAGGAGGCUGCCUCAGAGAACCAGCAGCUGCGGGAGGCCAAGCGUGACCUGGCUGGGAGGCUGGAGGAGGUGCGGGGGCAGCUGCAGGUGACCAAGGGGCGCCUGGACACCGCCAGAGGCCGGGUGUCCUGGCAGAUGGAGGAGAAACUGAGUGUUCCUGGAGUGGGUGAGAAGGCCCCAGACCCUCAAGCUGUCUCCCCUGAGGAGGGCCCCCUGCCUGGGCUGUUUGGGGACAACGAUGACUGGGACCAGCUCCUGAGCAGCUUUGGCAGCCCUCCGCGCAGAGCCCUGCAGCUCUACUGGAGCCCACCCCCGAGCCCGAGAGCCACCGCGGGCCCCCAGACACCCCGCGUGGUCAGGCAGAUCUCCAUCUCGGAGCCGCACACUCCACUGUUUGGUCAGGAGCCACCUUCAGAUCCAGAUAGGGUUCCAAGGACCCCCCCUGGGGUGCCUUUCAGUGCCAAGGACAGUGAAGGAAUGGACUCAGAUGAGCAGGACGUUAGUGCAGAGCAGCCUGUUGAGACUCAGGGCGAGGACCCCAACCAGAAGCCGGGGUCCAGACUUGAGGGCCGCCUCCUCUGGGGUCUCCCAGGACCCCCAGCUGGGGAGUCGGGAAGCCGGGUGGCAGCUGCAUUCAAAGUGCUCAUUCCUUUGGAGGAUGGGCUCCCUCCCCAAGUGAACGCUCCCCCUCCUCAGGCCCCAGCUGGGUCCAGCAAACAGAUCCAGGCCUCAGACUCAGAUGACAAGGGCCCUGGGUCUUGGGCUCCUCCCAGCGGGGCUCAGCCUGGGGCUGCAGCAGGAACCCAGGAACCCACACAAACCCCUCCCACCAUGACUGAGAGGGAAACCCAGCCUGGACCCUCACCCACAACUGCCCUCGAAGGAUUAGGCCCAGCCAAGCCGCCCAGGCAAAGAGAGGCCCUCCAGCAGGACCCGCGUGCCACUGGCUCUGAGCCAGGAUUGGGGUUCCAGAGGGCCAGAGCCCUUACCCUGGGGCCAGCUGAGCCCUUCCAGGGCCUGGCAUCUGUGGGUCCGGUGCCCACAGAGAGUCUGGAGCAGGGCCAGGCAGGCCCAGCGGAGCAGGAGGGUCUUCCUGAGGGGCUCAGAGAAGCUCAUGGCUGGGUUCUUGGGCUGGGUGAGCUGCCUUCUCUCCCCCAUGGAGGGCUGGAAGAGGAACCCAGGGCUGAGGAAGGAGAACAAGUGGACCGAGGUGGGCAGGACGUCGGUUCAGAGCUGUCAGUUGAGGCUCACGGCCUGGAAACUGCCCGUUCGGAACACCCCCAGCAAGAUUCUCUGCUUGUUUCUCUCCCGUCUGCCACACCCCAGGCUCAGGCGGACGCAGAAGCCCCUGCUCCUGGAAAACCAGCACCUCCUCCCGUGAGGGCUCAGCCUGGGGCAGGACCCCAGGAACCCACGCAAACCCCUCCCACCGUGGCUGAGCAGGAAGCCCCACCCAGGCCAUCGUUCCUGACCACUCACACAGAACAAGGCCCCCCGCACUCCAGGGAGCCAAGGGCAGAGAGCAUGCUUGAAGAUCAAGGAACGGACUCCAGGGAGGCUGGGCUGACCCCACCCCCGGGUGGCCCCAUGGCCGGAGGGCCCCAGGCCAACCCUGAUUACCUCUUCCAUGUCAUCUUCCUGGGAGACUCCAACGUGGGCAAAACGUCGUUUCUGCACCUGCUGCACUAUAAUUCCUUCGCCACCGGAUUGGCAGCUACCGUGGGAGUCGAUUUUCGGAUCAAAACCCUGCUGGUGGACAACAAGUGCUUUUUGCUACAGCUCUGGGACACGGCUGGCCAAGAGAGGUACCACAGCAUGACACGGCAGCUGCUCCGCAAGGCUGACGGGGUGGUGCUCAUGUACGACGUCACCUCCCAGGAGAGCUUUGCCCACGUGCGCUACUGGCUAGACUGUCUCCAGGAUGCAGGGGCUGAUGGGGUGACCAUCCUUCUCCUGGGAAACAAGAUGGACUGUGAAGAGGAACGGCAAGUGCCCACUGAAGCUGGGCAGCAGCUGGCCCAGGAGCUGGGGGUCUCUUUUGGGGAGUGCAGUGCUGCCUUGGGUCACAACAUCCUGGAGCCCGUGGUAAACCUGGCCAGGUCACUCAGGAUGCAAGAAGACAGCUUAAAGGGCUCACUGGUGGAGGUGGCCCCCAAGAAGCCACCCAAGAGAUCUGGCUGUUGCUCCUGACCGCCUGUCCUGUCCCGGGUAGGAUGGACACCCCUGGGGUUUCCUGUCCCUCAGCUCCUGUCUUGCCUUCCUGGACAGCAACGACAGAGAGGACCUGCUUGGAAGUUCAGGAAAAUCCUUCUCAAAUCAGGACUCAGAUCCCAGGGCCGCAUCGCCUCUGCCCUUCACGCUCCAAAAGAAGGGAUUUGCUGAGUGAACAAGGCGUGGGGGGCAGGGGUACGGCAAAACUCCCCAAAGAAAGGAAGAGUCUAGAAAAACAGCUUAAGGAAAAUAUACCAAAAUAUUGAGCACACAUCUGUGGGUGAUAAAAUUAUAGGGUGAAUGUGGGGGGGUGUUAUCUUCCAUUUUACACAUAUUUGUAUUUUUAGAGUUUCAACAAUAACUGGGCAAUCAUUACAUAAUCAGAAAAGGAGAUGUUGAGAAGGAGGAGAGAAACUUCCCAAGGAGCUCCCUUGGGCGCUGCUGGCUCCUAAUUGGUGCAACCUGUUAAUCACAGAUUGCUCGGUGUUAGAGCAGUCCCUGUGCGCUCUGCCCGGCAGGGCGCUGUUAACCUGGUCUCAUGGGCUGUCUUCCCAGCAGAAUCCAGUUCCUGGGAAGGGUAAUGUUCUGAAGGCCCCUGCUAUGCCCUGAUGCCCUCCUGUCUUCCAGAGCCCCAACCUCACUCCCAUUCUCCAUGAUCCGAAUCACAUCUCCCAGGGGUCACAUUCAGGGGUCCUGCCCCCUGCCCUAAGGCCACGGUGUCCCCAAGCACAAGACUUUACCCUCAGUUGUCAGUCUCUGGAUGCAUUUGAGGGGCAGCUAGGGUGUGGCUGGGGGCUCCAAGCAGCUGGGGAACCUAGACUCAGAAUCAUUCACACACUCCUCUUUGGAGCUUUUGCAGAAGUUUCCAGAAUUCCAUAAUAGUCACCUUCUGAAUGGUGAGUACACCUUAUCAGCUAGGCUGGGGUUUCCAGUGCCCUCAGAGAGCUUGCCUUAGAGUCUUAGAGAGACUACCGACCCAUCGUCCAUGGUCUGUUUGUAUGUGUGUCACAUCUUCCCAUCACCACGAAUUGAAUGUACAACGUGUGCCAGGUGCUGAGUUUGUUUGUCUGUUUUUUGAGACAGGGUCUCUCCGUUGCCCAGGCUGGAGUGCACUGGCACGAUCGCCAUCUGCUGCAGCCUCACUGUCUGGGCUCAAGCGAUCCUCCCACCUCAGUGUCCCAAGUAGCUGGGACCACAGGCACAAGCCACCACACCUAGCUAAUUUUUUAGUUAUUUGCAAAGACAAGGUCUUGCUAUGUUGCCUAGGCUGGUCUCAAACUCCUGGGCUCAAGGGAUCCUCCCUCCUUAACCUCCCAAAGUGCUGGGAUGAUAGGCUCGAGCCACUGUGCCCAGCCUGUUUGGUAUUUUGUAAUCCUUCAGGUACUGGGGAAUUUCCUGGCAGAAUCAACAGAAACCCCUGUUUCAUAGAGGGACAAACGAAGACAGUUCAAGGAAUAGAGUUACAGAGAGAGAGAGAAUAAAGGAGAAAGAGGAAGUGACAGGGGCUGUUGAAUCACACAGUCUUAGGACCUGGCCCCGAUCCCUCUUCUCAGUUCUGCAAGGAAUGUCUCAGCAGCAGUGAGCCUUCCAUCACCAGAGGCACACAAACAGAAGCCAGGUGACGCCUGGCAAAAGAUGAGGAAGAGGAUCCUAGCAUCCAAAGCCACCAAGGUUGGAUUAGAUGCCCUCAAUGGAUCCCAUCCAACCUCCAGACUCCAUGUGGAUGAUUCCCAUGGUCCAGCUGAUUUUUAUUUUUUAUUUAUUUAUUUUUUUUGAGACAGAGCCUUGUUCUAUUGCCCAGGCUGGAGUACAAUGGUGCAAUCUCAGCUCACUGCAACCUCCGCCUCCCAGGU
Molecule: messenger RNA, 5289 nt
Organism: Sapajus apella (tufted capuchin)
Lineage: Eukaryota; Metazoa; Chordata; Mammalia; Primates; Cebidae
Gene: RAB44
Product: RAB44, member RAS oncogene family
Exons: 15
Coding region: 362-3415 (1017 amino acids)
Molecular function (GO): GTP binding; GTPase activity
Source: RefSeq, a predicted model, not a curated record